UUGUUGGUGAUAUGUUUUUCAGUUAACAAAUUAUGACAUCUCCUUCAUUGCGGAACACCCAAACACAUCUCUCAGUCGAAUCGGUCGGUGACUUCUCACUGUCAAUCAAGCGAAUCGCAGACUUUGUUGAGAGCUCUUACGCUGAAAACUACAACUGUUCACUCUUUGACGAAGACUCAGUCUGGGGAGUGCUGCUAGCCGAAUGCCAUGUGCCGAAUACUCUGAGUGCGCGAAAGGCGUGCUACGCGAGUUAUGUGGCUCAUUUGCAGCAGAUGGUGUCGAUUGCGGAGAGGUGUUACCCCUUUGUCCCUUCUAAGAAGCCAAUUCAAGAUGACAUGGCGCAUCCCAUACCACCCAAGUGUGGCUGCCGAUACAUUCCAGCUGGACUUGAGGACAAAUGUAAACGAGUAGGAGGUCACACUCACUGUCCCACCUGCAGGUUAGUUGUGCCAUACAGCAUAGGCCACUGGCAGCACCACGUGAUAGACAUUUGCACCAUUCCGAGGGAGGAACACAUGCUGCUGAAUCUGAGGCCGAACAGUGUUUUCGAUGUGUCCUCAAGUGGAAGUGUCAUUCCCAAUUCAAACUCGAACACCACCACACAGCACAAGUUGUAUGUGUGCUUUGCGUGUACGAAGUUGUUCCGUGACUCGAGUAGACUGAAGAGACACUUUAUGUUGAACCACUCGAUGGAGAGUAACAUUGACUUCAAAGUGGCCCACCAGAUAGAUCCCAUACGAGGUCUGUUUGCCGUCAUCAAUUACGGAGACUUCUCUGCACAGGUAUCCUACUUUAUAAAGCAAUACAACUGUGUCAAAUGCUACCUCUGUACUUCGACCGAAAAGAUGAAAAGCUGUCCUCAUUUAAUAGCAGUGCUUCAAAACGCAUAUCCAGUUGAAGAGUACACAGUAUCUGAAACAGCAUUGACUCAGCUGCCGAUAGACAUUGUCAACAGGUACCGAAACUUCGACGCAACAGCUACUAAACUCGCGGUGCCUGCUAUCGUGGCAUUAAAGACACCUCCGCAUGUAGAGGCUUCGUUGUUCUCAAUUAUGGACGAGGAAAGUUUACUGAAGAGGUAUACAGUUGUAGUUCUGGCGAGUAAGAGGUCAAUCUGCAGUUGUGCGGCUAAGGCAAGAGUGAAUUGCUGGCAUCGGUUGCUGGUGAACUUGACCUUGAAUGAUUCAGACAAAGUGUCCAAGUGUUGCUUCAACUUGACAGAAAUGAAAACUUUCCUCGACAACUGUAAAUUAAGCGUGAGCAAGAGUACUAUCAUGUCAUAUAUGGACAAGGGAGGCACUCCGGUGGCGGAACUGGCCCAACUAGUGAUGAAUAGAAUGUACUAUGAGAUUGACAUGUUGCAGACAGAAGUGCAGCUACUAAGAGAGGCCAGGAUACAACGUUUCGGCGAGUAUACGCUUGAUCACGAGAGAUUCGAAGAAGACGUCAAUAAUCAGCUAGGAAUGCAAUCAAUGACUACUGAUCAAACAGCAACUGAGCUACCAGGUGCAAUUCCAGAAUCCAGAAUUUCUUACUCCACAGAUGCUGUUAAAGAAAACACAAAACCCGAGCAAUUGAUUCUCCUUGACAGCGAUGCAGAAGCUGACCAACCUGCAAAGGUCAAUGACCUAGAAGGAACCAAGAUUACAGAAAUUGAUGGAAGUGAAGAAGCAAAUGAGUUGCAUCACAAAUCAGACAAUUUAAAAGUUCAAGAAAAAAACGCGGUUCAAAUUUCUCAUGCAAACAAGCAGAAUAAUUUUCUUUUGGAAACUGUCGAAGAAUUUCCAGAGAAUGUUUUAGAAGUCGUAGUUUCAGAGGCAAAUCAAGAAGUUGUCUAUCAAGAGGAUAUUAAUUCCUUUCAAGGAAAUGUUGACAGUGAUGCCGUUAGCCAAUCGGAAUCAAAUGCGUCAGACACGCCACUGAGACGAUCAAAACGAACAGCAACUUUGUCUUCAGUAGAAUCCGGAGACUCGCCAACAUCUAAGAAGCACCUCGGCUCAAAUGAAUCCGAGUUACUUUAAACUUCUCUGCCCUCUCAAAUAAAAAAUAACUUAACAAAAAAAACUAAUUAAAGUAAGAUUUAUUUAUGAAGUUUUAGAUUUUAGUGUUGAUGAUUGUUAAGUUUUGUACUUAAUUGGUAAGUCUUUGUGUUUUUGAAAAUUUCCCAGCUUGGAAACUCCGUUGUUUGCGCUAAUUGAUUUAAAUUUUACUUGAAAAGUUUUCCGGCCAGUGAGAACUCAAUUCAGUAUUUCC
Molecule: messenger RNA, 2253 nt
Organism: Symsagittifera roscoffensis
Lineage: Eukaryota; Metazoa; Xenacoelomorpha; Acoela; Convolutidae
Exons: 6
Coding region: 33-2021 (662 amino acids)
Molecular function (GO): zinc ion binding
Source: RefSeq, a predicted model, not a curated record